This is a messenger RNA of Rhizoctonia solani, 2169 nucleotides long. RefSeq lists its product as uncharacterized. The record is from RefSeq and is a predicted model, not a curated record. Lineage: Eukaryota; Fungi; Basidiomycota; Agaricomycetes; Cantharellales; Ceratobasidiaceae. The transcript has 10 exons. Bases 1 to 2169 code for a protein of 722 amino acids.
AUGUUAAAGCGCAAGGUCAGCACCAGCUACGCAGAUUCUAGCGAUGUCUCUGGAUCGGAGUCAACCAAGCCGCCUCUCACCUUAAAGAAGUCUCGUUCAUUAAUCGCAAGCCUUCCUCGUCUUAGUACAUCUACUGUGCCUGGCCAAGCGCCAUUCCAAGCUCCCGCUAUGAGGCCUCCCUUUGGCCAACACUUUGGUGUUCUAGGUCGCCCGGGGUCUUCACGUUCAACCUCCUUAUCAGCGCCUCAAACUCCGGCGUUGAGCAAUUGUCCGUUGUCGUCGGACGAGGAUGAACCCGACGGAGAAACCUCUCAAGCCUGCAGCAAAAGCCAGGAGCGAUUUGAUACUAAGGGCAAGAAACCGUCAUCAAGUUUACACCCUGGUAUGAUAGUCACUCUUGAACAACAAGUUAAUGAGCUGUCCACAAAGUUGGAAGCCUAUCAAGAAGCCUCUAACGCGCAACAGAAGUUAACCAAUGAAAGACUCUCUGACUUGUUCAAUCUUCUGAGUCAACGCAUUCCUGUAUCUCCCGCCCAUGAGCCUGGCUCCGCCCCAAUUAUUUGUGCUGGCCAACCUAGCUUAGCACCACAGAACGUAGCACCCAACCAAGUAAUUCCAGCGAGGGAUGCCUUAAUGUCCAACCCCAUGCCGUGGCCUGAGCUGGCCGAAAUCAUAUCGGUAGUUACUACCCUGAGUCCACCGGAGCUUGGGGGGCUGAAAAAUGCAAUCUUUGAGCACAAUAGAAAGGCUUGGUGUCGAAUGUUGAGGUGCAAUAACGCAGGGGAUAUCAGCCCGCCCUUCAAAGACCAGUUUGGCCAGCCUGACACCCUUCCGCUUAUAGCAAUCGACCCGGUAACCAAGUACUGCCAUCCAUUCCCACACUGGAACUUUUUGCUUGCCAGCCAGAUUAUUUGGAUCCCAACGUUUCUAAGCUGGUUUCGGGCAAUGAUUCCAAACAACAACAGCGAACUAUCGCUUGCUCUCAGUUCUCUCAGCGACAAGGAUAUAUGCAUAUUAAUGGAGCGUGGUCCGUGGAAAACAGCACGGGGCGCAUGGCGCACAAUGAAUAAGUCGCCCAAGGCCCUUGCUGAAUCACGUGCAAUUAGGCUUAAAUAUCAUAAGAGCGCAAGAAAGGCAACCAUAAGACUCGAAUAUAUCAGAACUAUCCCCGCUCUUCAAGGCCAAGAAUUCGAAUUCCUUACUGCUCAUAACUACAUGUCUGAGGAGGAGGAGGUUGAUGGCGUGACUCUUGUGCGCCGACCAGCAUUUCGGGCUUCUUGGGUAAAUAACUUGUUCAAUGCCAUCCAGUCUGCUGAGCUGGAUAGACUUCUUGUGGAAGCCCCGAUCCCAAAGCUGGAGCGUAGUACAGGGCGCAUAAAGGCUGCUGUACUUAUCGCAGCUAGCUCUUUUAGCAAGAGUUGGAAGAAUAAGCACAUUAGCAUAUACGAACAGGCGGCUCACCGUGUCGAAGCAAGAGCCAUUGCAAAGCCCGAUAUAACUAAUUUUCUCUUACAGCACCCAAGACCUAGCAUUGAUGGAACACCAGACGUUCAAGAAACAUCUAACACUUGUGGCCUUGACAGAAGAAGGACCGGUUGCGCUCAGACAGGAUCUUUCAGCGACGUGAGCCAUGAUAUUGACAGCAAGCCGGAGGUAGGCGAGUACAAUGGGGCAUAUGGUAGGCGCGCCCAAACCGACGACAUCAAAUCAACCGAGCAGGAAAUAGCCCAGAGUACCCGCAACGAUUCAAACAACUUGCUUGAGCCAACCAAUCACGAAAAUGGGCAUGAUGCUCGGUAUAACUUUGAUGAGAUCGCCAUUGAUCCAUUGCUUCUUAGCAACAAGACUAUCCUGGUGUCCAACCACGUACCAGUAGAUGCACCAGACCAACCCCCAUUUGUCACAGAAGAAGUAGCAAAGGCACUUGAUCAUACAAUAGCCGCCGCCUCCAAUCAAGCUUUCUCCAUGCCUCCGCCGCCCGUUCUUACAGUGCCAAUUGAUGUGUUGCUGUCAGAGAAUCAUGAUAUAGGAGCGGACACUAUCCAACAAUUGUUGCGUACAAAGGAUGAGCAACAAUCUCAGCUCACUGACAGCAAACAUGCAGCACCUAAGAAACGAGGAAGACCCCCUGGCGCAAAAAACAAGCCCAAGGGGCAGAGCCAACCGUAG